This is a messenger RNA of Paramecium tetraurelia, 1515 nucleotides long. RefSeq lists its product as uncharacterized. The transcript has 3 exons. Lineage: Eukaryota; Ciliophora; Oligohymenophorea; Peniculida; Parameciidae. The record is from RefSeq and is a predicted model, not a curated record.
AUGGAUUAUUCCCAACAUCUGGAUCGUACCAUAAAGGAAUUGUAAUAACAAAUAUUGUAAAUGGAAACUAUAACCAAUAAGACUAACUCACAUAAAAGACCACUUGAGAUGAAAUAUUUAUCUCACAAAUCUUCUGUUCCAUCUACUCUCCCUGACAUUAACAAUGAUAUUGAUAAAAUCCUAUAAACAGCUGAACAAUUUUUAACAGAUCCCAAUAAAACAUAAAUUGAACCUAAGAAAUAAGAAAAGCAAGAUUUUGAAUAACCAAAAAGGAAAUUAGAAUCAUUCAAAUAGCCAAGCAACAAAAAAUAAAUUCUCUCUCGUAAAGUAAGUCAGAAAAAGUUAUCACCUUCUAAAUUGUCAAUGCACAAACGAUCUGGAUCUUUAUACAAAUAAGAGGUGACACCAAAAGUUACUUAGGUUCAACCAAAGUUUGCUAUGCAAUAAAGGGAAUCCACCAAAUCAUUCAAAGAUCAAAGCCGAUUAAUCAAGCAAUCACCAACUAAAUCAAUUCAUGAGAAAAAUUCAAUCCUUAUUGAAGAUUAAAGUAAAGCCAAACCGCCUAUUCCUUCUGUUCAGCCAGUUCGAAAAUAACCUUCAUAGCCUUAUUUAUAAUUGCAACCCAUUCCUUAAUAACAGUAAUAGCAACAGAAUUUGAAUUCCUCAUACACACAAGCACAGACAAAUAAUAAUAAGAUGGAGAACAACUAACAACAAUAAUAAAAUGCAUUGAAGAAGUUUGAUUUCAAUGGGUACAAAGAAUUGAGCAGAUUGAAACGAAUGAAGGAUGCCAUUUUUGUUGAAUAUCAAUAAAGCUACACAUAUUUUAGAGAAAAAGAAUAAAAAGCGAGGGCUAGGUUUCUUACUAAAUUCCAUUAGCAUAUGAAUGAGAGAAAGAACAAACCUUCUUCCUUCCUUAGUGAUCAAAUCCAUCCAUAAUUCUUUUCUUUUAUAGAAGAACAAUUGACCAUCGGGUAACCAAAAACUCUUCUGAUCCUUAAAUAUUGUGAAUAAGUUCAAAAAACCAUUGAUUCUAUUGAAUUUGAUGAUGAACUACUAAAGAACCUUAAGAGAGCCAAUAAAUAAAACAUUUCCAAGAUAUCCUUAACAGAAUUGGUCGAAGUCUUUAAAUUAUGGAGUCAAGUCUAAAUCAUUAGAUAAAAUUAUCAACAACUCACACAAUUUAUUCAACCUAUACCAGAAUUAACUUAUGACUUGAUUUAGUGGAUUUGUUUAAGACCUAAAGUUAUCAAGAAGGACAAAUAGCAAGUACAAUUAAGCCAGAAGGUCAUUCGUUAUAAUCAAUUUGCCACAUCUUAGGAGGAAGCUCUUGAAACCAACAAACUGAUUAUUAAAGAAGAGAUCUUUCGAUUUCUGUGGGAUAUUAUUCAAAAAUUGGUAUUCUCAUAAUCGCAACUUGAAACUUCAAUGGCUUUAUUCAAAUCCAUUCUCAAAUUCCUCACUAAAAACAAUUGUAGUGUAUAUGUGUAUAAGAAUUCAGAUUUAUUUAUAUGA